AUGGUUCCGUCACUGAUCUACAGCUCUUCAACAUUCUACACCGUGCUAGGUAAGCCAAUAAACCAAGCAAGUCAAAUAGCCGACCCCUUCGAAAACACAAAAUGUCUUACUACAGGGGCUCUCACAGAAAAAUACACACAAGCUUCCCCAGUCGACCGAGAGAGAUGGUCCAAACUGUUAUGUCAGACAAUAUCAUCUUUGUGUCGGAAUGGGAUGAUGGGAAAUGAUGUUAUGAAAAUUCAAGGUCUAAUUGGUAUCACACUGUGCAAUAAAGAAGUGUUUCUAGUCGACAUUGCUGAUCAUUUUGAGGUUGAAGAUAUGGAUUUAGUAGAUGAUUCUCAAAAUGGAUCAAAAAAAUCACCAUCUAAAUCUAUUUCUCGGAAAAGAAAAGCCUCCAAUCCCAAAUUGAUGAAGUCUCCAGAGGAUUAUUACCUUGAUAAUGAAAGUCGGGAAAAUAAUGAAUAUGGUUAUCCUUCCACGGAGUCUCAAGAAAAUCACAAGAGACCAUAUCCAGAAAUGUGGGACAAUACAAAUCCAAAUGAGUUGCCCCUGCCCCAAACACAGCCACAAGAAAUCACUGACCCAAAUAGCCAUUCUUAUGGAAACCAAACAUCUUAUGACUAUCACACUGAAUUCAUGCAAAUCAAAUCAGAAAAUCUUGACAGCGUUGAUCAGUCAGUCCUUGAUGAUGCUAUCCUUAAAGAAACAACUUUGAGCACCACACCGUCAAGAAAGAUGAGGGCAAAAAAAGAGUUUUCCCAAACUGUGGCUACAACAAAACACACUGCUGAACUUCUAGGCUAUCAGGAUUUUACUCCUGCCUCUUCCAGACCUUACACAUGUCGACUGUGCGAUGCAUCAUUUUCAAAGAGAUUUUGUCUGGCAAAUCAUAUUGUAACUGUCCACCAGGUUGGAGGUAAGUAUGUAUGUAAACAGUGUGGAAGACAGUUCUUGCAACGAAACAGAUACAUGCUGCACAUUGAGAAACAUUCAACGGAUGGCACCAAACUCGUCUGUCCUGACUGUGGAAAAGUAUUUACAGUUCGUGGUAACUACGAGAACCAUCUGAAAAAGUGUGGUGCUGCUCUAGUUUCGGUUGGUGCUGCUGCUAGCAACAACAACAACAACAUGCCAAAUGACAACAGUGUGGUUCUUGCAAAUUUUAUUAGUAGCAAUAACAACAACAAUAAACUCAGCAACAGCAGCGGCAGUAAUAUUAAUGAAAUAUCAGCUGACCUCACUCCCAGCUACAUGAACAGCACUGGCCACUUCAAUGCCAACAUGUCCAACACAAAUAGUAUGAUGUAUCACCAUCAAUACCAUCAUCACUUGCAGCAUAAUAAUAACAAUAAUAAUAUGAAUAAUAAUAAUAAGAACAUCAUCACGACCAAUAUUGAAAAUGAAGAUGAUGACGACGACGACGAUGAUAACAAUAACGCUAGCAACGAUAAUGAUGAUCAGAACAAUGAUAAUGGGCCAGGUGGGGGAGCUGAUGAUGAUGUGAUCAAGGAAAAUGUCUUGCUUUACGACAGUGACCUUGAAGCAUGA
Molecule: messenger RNA, 1548 nt
Organism: Helobdella robusta
Lineage: Eukaryota; Metazoa; Annelida; Clitellata; Rhynchobdellida; Glossiphoniidae
Exons: 5
Coding region: 1-1548 (515 amino acids)
Cellular component (GO): nucleus
Source: RefSeq, a predicted model, not a curated record